Molecule: messenger RNA, 1091 nt
Organism: Drosophila grimshawi
Lineage: Eukaryota; Metazoa; Arthropoda; Insecta; Diptera; Drosophilidae
Gene: epsilonCOP
Product: coatomer subunit epsilon
Exons: 1
Coding region: 76-996 (306 amino acids)
Biological process (GO): endoplasmic reticulum to Golgi vesicle-mediated transport; intra-Golgi vesicle-mediated transport; retrograde vesicle-mediated transport, Golgi to endoplasmic reticulum
Cellular component (GO): COPI vesicle coat
Molecular function (GO): protein binding; structural molecule activity
Source: RefSeq, a predicted model, not a curated record
UAACAAAAAGCCAACUCAGCUUCUAAUUUAGACAUCGAAUAUAUUGUCACAGAUAAAUAUACAAAUUUAAUAAAGAUGAGCCGUGCCCAGCAUAACGAUGACGAUGUCAAUUCGUCGCUAUUCGAUGCACGCAAUGAGUAUUACAUUGGCAAUUUCAUGGGCUCAAUUAAUUUCGUGCUGCCGGAGCAGGGAUCAGCAGGUGCCGAGCUGGCUUCCUACAUGUAUUUAUCAUAUUUGGCCAUCGAUUCGGGCCGGAUCAUUGCCUCCGACAUAAAGGAGAACAAUACGACACCGUUGCUGGCGUUGCGUCUGGUGCACGAGGCAUUCGAGCAGCCAGCGAGGUGCGAGGAGCUGCUGGAGAAGCUCACCGACAAAGUGGCUAGCGACGAGGACGAGACAAACAUUUGGCACAUUGCCACCGCCAUUGUCUACUGUUACGAUGGCCAGUUUGAGAAUGCCCUGAAGAUACUGCAUGGUUCGAAUAAUUUGGAAUCGAUGGCGUUGUCCGUGCAGUGCUUGUUGCGUUUGCAACGCGUCGAUCUGGCCAAGCAGCUGGUGGCCAAGAUGCAGGAGAUUAGUGAUGAUGCCACGCUCACUCAGUUGGCGCAGGCAUGGGUCGCCUUGGCCCAGGGCACCGAACAGAUGCAAGACGCCUUUCACAUCUAUCAGGAGUUCUGCGAGAAGUUCAAGCCAACGCCGGCUUUGCUCAAUGGUCAGGCCGUCGUCCAUUUGGGCUUGGAGCGUUACGAGGAGGCCGAAGCUGUACUGCGCGAAUCGUUGACCAAGAAGCACAAUGAUUACGACACCCUAAUCAAUAUGAUGGUCCUCUCGCACCUCACGGGCAAAUCAACGGAGACGAUUACACGCUACUGGGAACAACUCCGGCAAUUCUAUCCGAAAAGUGACUUUAUCACCGAUCUGGACAAGAAAUCCGCAGAAUUCGAUAGGCUCUGCCUGGAAUACGAGCCGAGCAGCGAGCAACUGUUGGCAGUAUAAAUUUAAAUACAUUCAAUUCCAAAACAUUAAUUUCCAUGAAUAAAACUUUAUGUGAAUAUGCAUUAAAUUACAAAUACAAAUUUAUUAGCAUUACA